GGUGGUGGAUUCGCUGCGGUGACUCACUGAGGACAUGCUGGGAGUCGGACUGAGCAGACUGGGACACGGGCUGGGACAGGUCAGGGCGUACUGUGCCAUGGCUUCUGCAGGGAAAGGACUCAUCUUCAGACAGUUGUUUGAACCCGUCAGUUGUACAUACACUUAUCUUCUUGCCGAUGAAAAGACUAAAGAGGCCGUUCUGAUUGAUCCAGUGCUGGAAACGGCUGAGCGAGAUGCCAGGCUAAUCAAAGAUCUAGGUCUGAAAAUGAUCUAUGCAGCUAAUACGCAUUGUCAUGCUGAUCACAUCACGGGGACCGGGGUUCUGAAGAAGCUGCUCCCAGGGAGUAAAAGCGUUAUUUCUAAGCACAGUGGGGCUAAAGCGGACAUCCAGAUCGAGGCGGGCGACGAAAUCAAGUUUGGGAAUUUUGCUCUGGAAGCCCGGUCCACCCCUGGGCACACAGACGGCUGCCUCACUUACGUGUUGAAUGAUAAGAGUAUGGCUUUCACCGGAGACGCGCUGCUGAUUAGAGGCUGCGGACGCACCGAUUUCCAGCAAGGCUGCCCCAGUAGGCUGUACCAUUCUGUGCACACCCAGAUCUUCUCCCUGCCUAGCGAGUGCCUUCUCUACCCUGCUCAUGACUAUACAGGUCAAACUGUGACAACUGUGGAGGAGGAGAAGAAACACAACCCCAGACUGACCAAGAGUGAGGCAGAGUUUGUGAAUAUUAUGAAUAAUCUGAAUUUGAAGAAGCCUGCUCAGAUAGAUAUUGCUGUGCCAGCCAACUUGAAAUGUGGCAUUCAGGACUAGUAAUGACGUCACUACUUCAAGGAUGACCUCACUGAAAUUCUGUCUGUUAAAUCCAUUCCUUUGGCCUUCUGACGCAUCUUGAAAAUAUGAAGCAUUUGUAAUUGUUUC
This is a messenger RNA of Pelobates fuscus (common spadefoot toad), 916 nucleotides long. It is a transcript of the gene ETHE1, whose product is annotated as ETHE1 persulfide dioxygenase. Gene Ontology annotation, cellular component: mitochondrion. The record is from RefSeq and is a predicted model, not a curated record. The transcript has 7 exons. The coding region runs from base 35 to 808 and encodes 257 amino acids. NCBI's taxonomy places the organism in Eukaryota, Metazoa, Chordata, Amphibia, Anura, Pelobatidae. Gene Ontology annotation, biological process: glutathione metabolic process; hydrogen sulfide metabolic process. Gene Ontology annotation, molecular function: sulfur dioxygenase activity.